CGUUCCCGCCCUCACUCCCACUUCCGGCGGCGCGGGGGGCGGACGUGCGGCGGAGGCGGCAGUGGCGGAGCCGACGUGUCGCAGCGGGAACCCAGCGACAUGGAGCUGGAGGCGAUGAGCAGAUACACCAGCCCGGUGAACCCGGCCGUGUUCCCGCACCUCACCGUGGUGCUGCUGGCCAUCGGCAUGUUCUUCACCGCCUGGUUCUUCGUCUACGAGGUGACAUCCACCAAAUACACCCGGGACAUCUACAAGGAGCUGCUGAUCUCGUUGGUGGCCUCGCUCUUCAUGGGCUUCGGAGUCCUGUUCCUGCUGCUCUGGGUCGGGAUCUACGUGUGAACCCCCCGGACGUGGGAUUCGGGGAAGCUCUUUUUAUAUUUCUUUUGUAUUUCAGCAAAAAAACCAACAGGCCCCCUCCUGUGUCAGGUGUGGUGUGUGACACCUGAAUAAAACUGGCUCUGUGACACACCUG
Chiroxiphia lanceolata (lance-tailed manakin) is the source of this 472-nucleotide messenger RNA. Its product is annotated as transmembrane protein 258. The transcript is spliced from 3 exons. Lineage: Eukaryota; Metazoa; Chordata; Aves; Passeriformes; Pipridae. The record is from RefSeq and is a predicted model, not a curated record. Gene Ontology annotation, cellular component: membrane-bounded organelle. Gene Ontology annotation, biological process: protein N-linked glycosylation. Bases 100 to 339 code for a protein of 79 amino acids.